Hevea brasiliensis (rubber tree) is the source of this 1539-nucleotide messenger RNA. Its product is annotated as transcription factor MYB53. The coding region runs from base 156 to 1244 and encodes 362 amino acids. Lineage: Eukaryota; Viridiplantae; Streptophyta; Magnoliopsida; Malpighiales; Euphorbiaceae. The record is from RefSeq and is a predicted model, not a curated record. The transcript is spliced from 4 exons.
GAAGAAAAAAGGCUUCUAUGUUACACUUAAUUAGCUUAUAUAUAUGCAUUUCUAGACAUCUACACAAAGACACUCUACACUGCUUCUCUCUAUUUCCUUUCAGAACUAAUCCAUUGAGCCUUUCUUCCCUCAGCUCGAUCGAACUAGCUUAAGCAAUGAUGGGGAAAUCUUCACCAUUUGAGGACGAGAAUGGACUCAAGAAAGGACCAUGGACCCCAGAAGAAGAUAAAAAGCUGAUUGAUUACAUUCAGAAUCAUGGACAUGGAAGUUGGAGAGCACUUCCAAAGCUUGCUGGGUUGAAUAGGUGUGGAAAGAGUUGCAGGCUUAGAUGGACUAAUUAUCUCAGGCCUGAUAUAAAGAGAGGAAAGUUCUCUGAAGAAGAAGAGCAGAUUAUCAUCAACCUCCAUGCGGUUCUUGGAAACAAGUGGUCUGCAAUAGCACAGAAUCUGCCAGGGAGAACUGAUAACGAAAUCAAGAACUUCUGGAACACUCACCUGAAGAAAAAGCUUCUCCAAAUGGGAAUUGACCCAGUCACUCAUAGGCCAAGAACCGACCUCAAUCUCCUUUCAAACCUGCCACAAUUGCUUGCUGCUGCUAAUUUUAACAAUCUGAUGAAUAAUAUUCCUUGGGAUAAUGGUCUCAGGCCACUGCAGAAUAAUAGUACAGAUCCCACACACCUAGCCAAACUCCAGCUGUUGAACAAUAUCAUCCUGCAAGUCCUAAGCAGCAGCCCAUUUCCAAAUAUGGAAGCUGCAGCAACGAAUCUUCUUGGAUCAAGUACCAUUUACGAAUACCUCAGAAUGAACUCUCAACUUGAAGGACUACUUAGCAGCAGUGGCCAAGCUUCAGGUUAUUCUCUUUCUCCACAGGAUAUCACUCGUUUUCUACCCAAUUUCCCAAAUUUAGAAGCCCAUCAGCCACCAUUAAGUGAUGAGUACCAUCCCUUGAAGGACUCUAAAAUUGGCUCCAAUAAUAAUGGCCAACUGGUUUGUGAUUCAUAUGGUGCCUCAACCUCAAACCCACUACUUCCACCAUUGGUUUCCGCCUCACCUGAUGAUCACUGCCCAACAAUGAACCGAAAAGAAAGCUGCAGCAGGAUGAACCCAAAUGAUAUUUCUAACCCUUCUUCCACUUCAACCACCUUUGAAGCUUGGGGGGAUCUUAUGGAUGAUGAGGCAAGUGACACUUACUGGAGAGAGAUAAUUGACCAAGCAUCCUCUCAGCCAUGGCCAAUGUCAGAGUAGAAUCUGGAUUAAGUAUAGUCUAGCAGUUAUAGAGACGUGUACAAUCUGUUGUUCUGAUCUUUCGAUCGAGGUUUUCUUUUUCCAUUUCAGUGUGAAUUAAACAUAUAUAAAAUUAAUAUACAAACAUGAUGACAUGUAAUUGUGUGUAAAGAACAGCACAAAAAAAAUAGUAUUCAUGUAAAAUUUUUAAAGUUUAAUUUCUUCUCUGUAUCAAUUCCCUUUUUUUUUUUUUUUUUCUUUAAUAAGCAUGUACCCAUUCCUUUGCAAUUGAAUUAUUAAUUUUUCAGCUUCUUCA